Messenger RNA from Trametes versicolor FP-101664 SS1, 789 nucleotides. RefSeq lists its product as uncharacterized. The record is from RefSeq and is a predicted model, not a curated record. The transcript has a single exon. Lineage: Eukaryota; Fungi; Basidiomycota; Agaricomycetes; Polyporales; Polyporaceae. The annotation marks the transcript as partial.
GGUCCAGGCAGACCUAAAUUGAACCAGCCAUGCUUCCGCAAUGUGUCUAUUAUUACUGCCUGGAACACACACAGAGACAAGAUCAAUGAACUGGGAUGUGAGAGGUUUGCAAGAGAAAAUGGCCAGCCAUUGACUACAUUUUAUUCUGUGGACAAGCUCUCAGCCAAUGCAGAUGACAAUGCAACCAAAAAGCAGUGCAGACAGACCAUGAAUCCAAGAAGGUCCACCAAUAUUCUCAGUGCAGAGCUCCAGGAUUGUCUGUGGAAUUUGUCGCACACCCUCACUGACCAUCUGCCAGGAAAAUUGACUCUGUGUGUGGGCAUGCCAGUGAUGAUCAAGAUCAAUGAAGCAACUGAAUGCUGUGUGACCAAUGGAGCAGAGGGUGUGGUUGUUGGCUGGAGGUCCAGACCCAUCAGUGAGGACAAGGAAGCCCUGGAAACUUUGUUUGUCAAGCUCACUGCUGCCCCUACCACUGUGAAAUUGGAUGGAUUGCCAGAGAAUGUAGUGCCCAUCAGCCACCAGUCACGCAAGAUCAGGUGCAAGAUGCCCAAUGGAAAUUUCCUGUCCAUUUCCCGUGAUCAGGUAUCAGUCAUUCCCAACUUUGCCAUGACAGACUUUGGAUCCCAGGGACGUACACGGCCAUACAAUGUGUGUGAUUUGCAUAAUUGCCGCUCUCACCAGUCAAUCUACACAUGCUUGUCCAGAGGAUCUACAUACAAUGGGACUAUUAUUGUGCAGCCAUUUGACCCAAGAAAGUUGACUGGUGGAAUAUCUGGGAGUCUGCGUCAG